AUGAUUUUGUUACUUUUUGUUUGACGUAAUAUCCAAUUCUGCGUUGUACUAUGAUAAUAGUUCAAUUAUAAUAAUAGAAAAUUGACAUGCUACCGUUAUUGUCGUUAAAAAGACUGACGGGAUUACUUGGUUAAACAUGAUUAUCGAUAUGUCAUAUUACAUCGUCUGUGUAUUCUUCUUGUGUUUCGUUCGAGCGAUUCCUUUAAACUAUUCUAACUACAAACCUGCAAUUAAAGUGGAUCCGGACUUCUACAGAAAUGUCAGUCAACUCAUAACCAGCAAAGGUUACCCCGUCGAAGAAUAUUGGGUCCAAACCGAAGACGGAUACAUUUUGGGCGUUCAGAGAAUACCUCGAGGACGAUCCGAUCCGGAACCGUCCCCAAAAACUCGUCCGGUAGUGUUCCUUCAACACGGACUCCUCUCUUCUUCCGCAGAUUGGGUGAUGAAUUUUCCUCAUGAAAGUCUAGGUUUCAUCCUAGCCGAUGCCGGUUACGAUGUGUGGUUGGGAAACCAAAGAGGAAACACUUACUCAAGGAAACACGUAAAGUAUUCGCCACGGGACAAAGAAUUCUGGCAAUUCAGUUUCGACGAAUUUGCCGAGUACGAUCUUCCCGCCAUGAUGGAGUUCGCUCUGAACGUCACCAAUCAAAGUCAAUUAUAUUAUGUGGGGCAUUCCGAAGGCACCACGGUGGCGUUUGCUCUACUUUCGGAAAGACCGGACUACGAUAAGAUAAAAGUCGUCGUGGCUCUCGGACCCGUUGCCACGGUGGGUUAUAUCACCAGUCCCAUCCGUUAUUUGGCUCCUUUCGCUCCCAUACUAGACCCUUUGUUUCGGCUUUUUGGAUUUUACGAGUUUUUGCCCAACGACUUGAUCAUGAAAUUGUUGGCUCGCUUUAUCUGUGGCAACCGAGAAUUACAAUUCCUGUGCGAAAACGUCGCAUUCCUAAUCAGCGGAUUCGAUCCUUCUGAGUUAAAUAAGACUCGUCUGGAGGUCUACGCUACGAAUUUUCCCGCCGGAACAUCCACCCAAAACGUCGUCCAUUUCGCUCAGAUGGUGAAUUCUAAAAAUUUUCAGAUGUAUGAUUAUGGAAAAACCGAAAACAUGAAAAAAUACAAUAAGACCACCCCACCGGAGUACAAUGUAGAAAACAUUCGAACUCCAGUCGCGCUCUUUUACGCAUUAAACGACUUUCUGGCAGAUCCCGUGGACGUGGCUCUCCUUCGUAUGAAACUGAAAAAUCUGGUGGAGUGUUAUCGAGUGAGUCUGCCCACGUGGGCGCACAUUGAUUUCGUGAUCGGAAUGGACGCGCCUGGUUACGUCUACCAAGAAGUGAUGAGAAUAAUGCGAAAGCAUGCUACCGUUAUUGUCGUUAAAAAGACUGACGGGAUUACUUGGUUAAACAUGAUUAUCGAUAUGUCAUAUUACAUUGUCUGUGUAUUCUUCUUGUGUUUCGUUCGAGCGAUUCCUUUAAACUAUUCUAACUACAAACCUGCAAUUAAAGUGGAUCCGGACUUCUACAGAAAUGUCAGUCAACUCAUAACCAGCAAAGGUUACCCCGUCGAAGAAUAUUGGGUCCAAACCGAAGACGGAUACAUUUUGGGCGUUCAGAGAAUACCGCGAGGACGAUCCGAUCCGGAACCGUCCCUAAAAACUCGUCCGGUAGUGUUCCUUCAACACGGACUCCUCUCUUCUUCGGCAGAUUGGGUGAUGAAUUUUCCUAAUGAAAGUCUAGGUUUCAUCCUAGCCGAUGCCGGUUACGAUGUGUGGUUGGGAAACCAAAGAGGAAACACUUACUCAAGGAAACACGUAAAGUAUUCGCCACGGGACAAAGAAUUCUGGCAAUUCAGUUUCGACGAAUUUGCCGAGUACGAUCUUCCCGCCAUGAUGGAGUUCGCUCUGAACGUCACCAAUCAAAGUCAAUUAUAUUAUGUGGGGCAUUCCGAAGGCACCACGGUGGCGUUUGCUCUACUUUCGGAAAGACCGGACUACGAUAAGAUAAAAGUCGUCGUGGCUCUCGGACCCGUUGCCACGGUGGGUUAUAUCACCAGUCCCAUCCGUUAUUUGGCUCCUUUCGCUCCCAUACUAGACCCUUUGUUUCGGCUUUUUGGAUUUUACGAGUUUUUGCCCAACGACUUGAUCAUGAAAUUGUUGGCUCGCUUUAUCUGUGGCAACCGAGAAUUACAAUUCCUGUGCGAAAACGUCGCAUUCCUAAUCAGCGGAUUCGAUCCUUCUGAGUUAAAUAAGACUCGUCUGGAGGUCUACGCUACGAAUUUUCCCGCCGGAACAUCCACCCAAAACGUCGUCCAUUUCGCUCAGAUGGUGAAUUCUAAAAAUUUUCAGAUGUAUGAUUAUGGAAAAACCGAAAACAUGAAAAAAUACAAUAAGACCACCCCACCGGAGUACAAUGUAGAAAACAUUCGAACUCCAGUCGCGCUCUUUUACGCAUUAAACGACUUUCUGGCAGAUCCCGUGGACGUGGCUCUCCUUCGUAUGAAACUGAAAAAUCUGGUGGAGUGUUAUCGAGUGAGUCUGCCCACGUGGGCGCACAUUGAUUUCGUGAUCGGAAUGGACGCGCCUGGUUACGUCUACCAAGAAGUGAUGAGAAUAAUGCGAAAGGUAUAAUUGCCCAUGUUUCGUCGUCGCGAACUUGUCGUUAAGAAACUUUGCAAAUUUUGACUAAUCGUAAUAUUUGAAAAUAUAAUUAAAUUUGAAUUUCCAUGACCAAGUCUGGUCCCGUGCGCAAGUUUUUUAAAAAGUGGAAUUUAAAAUACGCAGAUUAUUUCGGCAUGUCGUAGUUCACUAAUUUUUAUAAUGUAGGUGUGUAGUAGUUUUCUAUUCUAAGUCUUGUCUGGCAAUGAUUUCUCCAAUUGCAAUAUUCACUAUUGUCAUCACUACAUUCUUGUUGAAAACACAAUUUCUUCGAGGGUCGCGACAUAAACUGUACAAUGUCAAACGUACUAUAAUUUUUUACUAUUUCCUUAAGGAAUUGUCUAGUGUUCUCAAAUAAUAAAUUUCGUAUGUUUUUUUCCAAA
Centruroides sculpturatus (bark scorpion) is the source of this 3033-nucleotide messenger RNA. RefSeq lists its product as uncharacterized. NCBI's taxonomy places the organism in Eukaryota, Metazoa, Arthropoda, Arachnida, Scorpiones, Buthidae. Gene Ontology annotation, biological process: lipid metabolic process. Bases 137 to 2623 code for a protein of 828 amino acids. The transcript is spliced from 18 exons. The record is from RefSeq and is a predicted model, not a curated record.